AUGGGUAAGCGUGCCUCAGGGGGCACACCACCAUCUGCAAAAGCACCGAAGCUCGACCUCGGGCCAUGGGUGAACAAAAUGAGAUUGGCUAUGCAGAACUUUGACCCCAUGAAGGAUCAGCACCCCUUGACGUGGCUGUUGGACAACACGUCUGACUCCACCUACCAGCCUUUACAUGACUGGAUUGCGCAUCUCCUUACCGGGACUGCCAGUGUUCGAAGACCAGAAGAAGUCCGUAUGCCCGAUGCUUCUAUGAAGACGCCCUUCAACAUCCCUUUGCUUAGUUUCCGCUUCCGGGCACCGCCCGAUGGACUUCCAGUCUAUGAGGACUUUGUGGGGAAUGCAAUGUCCAUUUGGAGCUUGGGGUAUGAAGCCUGGAGAGAGCCCAUCGAGAUGAAACCUCUCCGAAGGGAUGGUUUAGGAGCAUUGCUGGGGUUUGGAUCGGUAGAGGCCAGCAAAGGAAUUGGCCGAAUUGGGGUGUUGCUUUUCUCUGUGUGCUACACAUACACGGAGCUCUCCAAGUCCAUGACUGAUGAGGAUUACGCCGACUUCAAGAGGUGGCUGAUCACUGCAAUGGAGGUUGCCUCCGUGUUCAUACAGCAGGACCACGAGCAGGACUAUGUGUGGCGACGUGUCCAGAACUCUAUGGUGCAAUCGGAGAAACAAAGGAAAUCUUUGAUCCAGAUGACCCUCCUCUUUCAUCAGCGAGCAGGCCAGCUGCAAAAGGACUCGCCAGAUAUUGAGUACAGAAACUGCUUUAUCAUGGCAGUUGAUGAGUACAACGCGUAUGGGCUCAACGGAGCAACUGGCAAAUAUCGGAUAGAAAAGACCGUGGCCGCAGCCAUGUAUGGAUUCAAGGUGAUCGAGAAGCACCUUCAUGUGAACAAGUGGGAGCAAUCAGCCUUCAACCAGCAGAUGCUCUUGAACGCUCGCUGGCUGCUUGAAGGGAUUCCAAAAGGUGCACAAGAGUAUGGGCGUUGGUCUGACUUGUUGACCAUGACAGAGCCCAAACAGAUCUUGUUUCUGGAACGAGUACUCUUUGUGUUCGACGUCACGAAGAGGAAGGCUGGAAAAGCACAGGUGCUCCGCAUGUCACAAGAGACAUGGAACCAAGAAUGCGACGUAGCUUGUCUUAUGGGAUCGGUCAUUGAGGAGAUGGAGAGGUUUCGUGACAGCAAGAACGUCCUGUGCUUCCCAGCGGAGACCAUCAAGACUGUGCGAAACCACUUCAUUGAAGGGGACUACUACGAGGAGUUGAAGAAUCAGGUAAGUAUGCUGGACCCGUACUUCAAGCUGGAUCACUUGGCAGUCUGGAAUGAGCAUCUUCCUCAGCUGAAGGAAGAUGAAUCAACUCUUGUGAAGGCUGAUGGAGCUUUAGACAAAAUGCAUAGCGACCACAACCGACUUCUCUUCGAUGCUGACAGCCUCGCGCUUGCGAGGGACGCCACCCAGCUUGCCGGCCUCUACAGGCAGCAGGCCCAAGGCGAGCGCGCCCAGCGCCUGGCGAAGGUGGCGCAUCUCAAGCAACAAAAUGCGAUUGGGGGUUCCAUCUGUACGAAGUUCAUGGAAGAGAGAUCCAAGCACAUCGCUGGCCCUCUGAGUGACUUGAAAGACGCGAUUGGCAAGUACACUUCGAAGCUGGCAGCUGAUGGAACACCUAUGAUUUGCUGGUUGGACUUCAUGAAGUACGGCCGUGUCACGAAUGUAGACCUCAACAACCUAGUGGGGUUUGUUGCGCAGGCCCUGUCUGCCUUGCCUGAACGAGCAGUUGGAUUUGCCAUCGCUCCGCACCUGACCAGUGAGCGACGGUCAGGGCUGACAUCAGAGCUGAGGAGGAUUGAAGAUAAGCUCGAGGCAAAGGGCAUGAAGACCGAGACUGUAUUUCUGAGGUGCGAGAAUGCACCAUCUACGAAAAAGGUCCAAUUGGUAUUUCCGGCAUGGUGCAUCUUCGUCCACGGGAGCAUGGAAACGAAUGUGUGGGGUCAAUCGCAACUACUCCAGAGCAGGUCGACCCACGGCUUGCUACGAUUCGCACCGGAGAGUCAGUAUGUGGUGCCAAGUUCGAAGGACUCAUUGCCGUCAGCUGCUGAGGGGACAAGGGCUCUCAGCCCCCUGCAAGAGAGCGCUCAACUCCUGACCGGCGAAUCCUUGCCUUGUACUGUGAUCGAAUCCCUCCUGGCAGAGUCUUCGGUUGGUGAGAAGCUUGGAGUUCUGAAUUUGAGCGCCUAUGAGGGAAGCUUGGAACUUGCCACCAUGAAGUGGCACCUUGACCACCCCGAUCGCACCAUUACCUCGCUUUCUGUCUCAACAGAUAUGGGUCUGACAGCCUACACUGAGAAGACAGUGGCGUUGGCCGUGAUGGAGGAUUGGAAGGCUGGAGGCGAAUUGCUACCUGCCGACACACGGCCUUAUGAUCCCCGACCUCCGCCAGCUGAGUCCAUCGACAUCGACAAGUGCUCAUUGAAAAUGGCAUCGAUCACUGUCGAUGAUAAGUUGAAAGGCUGGGCCCGUUUCAAGGUCCACUUGAGCAAUGAGGUGAGGGCCAAGCAUCUUUCCGACCCAUUGUUCGCUCCAAAAUGGCGAGAACUCAUCCUUGAUUUCGAUUCCAAGUUUUGCGGAAGUGGGGUCGAGCCAUCAUCUGCCAUCGUGCCUGCAGAAGACACCGCAGCAGAAUCAGGGCCAGCUCCAUGGACCUCGGGCCCGUCCAGUCUUGAAGAGUUGUUGGACCAGUUUCUGGUGGAGAACAAGUUCCCAGGAAAGUUGCCUGGGACGACAUUAUACUUGACCCCAGCUGCUGAUCGUUCAGGGAAGGUGGAGGAAUGCGUACCAGGGCAAAAGUGGAAACUCUUCAUGGCUUGCCAUGAGGACUUGGAGAUCGAUGAGAAGGAAUGGCUCAUUGCCCAUGGGAAGUCUACCUUUAUGAAAGCCGACCGAGCGGCCAAGCUAAUCCGCGAGAAUACGGCAGGAGGUCAGCUGACCUGUUUGUGCUUUGACUCUGAUCCAAGUCUAAUUGCUUCAGUUGUUGGAUCCACAGUGGCUCAAAGUCUACUUGUGACAACUUGUGGGUGCCUCAGCAAUUUGGUUUGUUAUCAAAUUUAG
Messenger RNA from Durusdinium trenchii, 3099 nucleotides. Lineage: Eukaryota; Dinophyceae; Suessiales; Symbiodiniaceae. The record is from the annotation of a GenBank genome assembly.